GUCUCGUCUUCUUCAACUUCAACCACCACGAUUAACUAAUUCAUUUUUUAAAAGUAACUUCAUUUCCUACCUUACCCUACAAUCAAGGACAGAAUCUAAGCAAUUUAAAAGGCAACAUUGAGAAGCCAGAAAAGUGAAAGUGAAGUGCCAAGCCAAGAUAGAGUGCAGCAUGAUGAAGCGUCGGUUGCUUUUGGUUUUCUUGGUUCUCUAUGUGACAGUCCUAGUAGAAGCUGAUUCUGGGUUUGUGAAAACAAGAGGAGUGCAGCUUAUGCUUAAUGGGAGCCCCUACUAUGCUAAUGGUUUCAAUGCCUAUUGGCUUAUGUAUAUUGCUUCUGAUCCAUCUCAGAGAAACAAGGUCUCUUCAGCGUUUCAAGAGGCUUCUAAUCAUGGACUUAACAUAGCCAGAACUUGGGCAUUCAGUGAUGGAGGAUAUAACCCCCUACAAUACUCUCCUGGAUCCUACAAUGAGCAAAUGUUCCAGGGGCUGGAUUUCGCGAUAGCAGAAGCAAGAAAAUAUGGGAUCAAGUUGGUGUUGAGUUUGGUGAAUAACUAUGAGAACAUGGGUGGGAAGAAACAAUAUGUGGAAUGGGCAAGGAGUCAGGGGCAGUCCAUAAAUUCUGAAGAUGACUUUUUCACAAAUCCUGUGGUGAAGGGAUACUACAAAAACCACAUCAAGGCUGUACUUACAAGACGUAAUAGCCUGAGUGGAGUUGCUUACAAAGACGACCCAACUAUAAUGGCUUGGGAACUUAUGAACGAGGUUAGGUGCCCUUCCGAUCAAUCAGGAAAGACGGUUCAGGCCUGGAUUACUGAGAUGGCAUCUUACGUGAAAUCCAUAGAUGGAAACCACUUGCUGGAAGCAGGUCUUGAAGGUUUCUACGGACAGUCAAAGCCAGAGUCUAACCCAAACUUCAAUGUAGGAACCGAUUUCAUUGCAAACAACCAAAUCCCAGGCAUCGAUUUCGCCACAGUGCACUCCUACCCCGAUCAAUGGCUAUCAAGUUCAGGUUAUGAAGACCAAAUUUCAUUCUUAGAACGGUGGCUGAACGAGCACAUUCAAGAUGCACAGAACACUCUUCACAAGCCACUUCUCUUUGCCGAGUUUGGUAUUUCCACAAAAACUUUUGGUGGCAGCUCAACACCAAGGGAUCGGUUAUUCAACACAGUGUAUUCAGCAAUAUACUCAUCCGCAAGUAGUGGCGGUGCUGCUGUUGGUGGCUUAUUUUGGCAGCUUCUAGCUCAAGGAAUGGAUUCUUUUCGAGACGGUUACGAGGUUGUCUUAGGUGAGAGCCCCUCAACGGCCACUUUGAUCGCUCAAGAGUCUCAAAAACUAAACCGAAUUCGCAAGAUGUACGCCAGACUCAGAAACAUUGAGAAGUGGAAUCGAGCUAUGGAAAUUAGAGGUGGAAACUAAACAUAAGUCUUAACUACCACGAUAUAUAUAAAAUAUAUAGAGAGAGAGUUGGUAACUCUGUAACUUAUUUGUGUGAGGAUUGAACUUCAGAAUGAAGUGUUUCAAUAAUCGUAGAGGGAAAAAUAGUCUAUUUCCAUUAAAAUAUUACACGUGAAGUAUCCUACAAAUGCUAGCCAUAACUAUUAUUUAUUGAGAUAUAUGGAAAGUAACUUUGUAUUGUACAAGCAAGCGAGUGAAACUACUUUUGUCUAAACUAUAUUAUGGAGAGGCCUGCUGGAUAUUUUGAAGUGCUU
Messenger RNA from Cajanus cajan (pigeon pea), 1707 nucleotides. RefSeq names its product mannan endo-1,4-beta-mannosidase 7. Gene Ontology annotation, biological process: polysaccharide catabolic process. The record is from RefSeq and is a predicted model, not a curated record. NCBI's taxonomy places the organism in Eukaryota, Viridiplantae, Streptophyta, Magnoliopsida, Fabales, Fabaceae. Gene Ontology annotation, molecular function: mannan endo-1,4-beta-mannosidase activity.